GACGAAGGGCGGGACCGCGGGAGCCAAAUAGGCAAAUAUAACAGAACAAAACAAACCCGAAGCGCGAAGAAGCAGAUCGCGGAGAUGGAAUGCGUUUUUGGUCUUGUCGGCAACGACUUCGUGGUUGUGGCGGCCGAUACCUCGGCAGUGCACAGCAUCCUUGUACGCAAGUCUAAUGAGGACAAGAUCAUGGUCCUCGAUUCUCACAAGCUCAUUGCCGCUAGUGGUGAGCCGGGAGACAGGGUUCAGUUCACGGAGUACAUCCAGAAGAAUGUGGCGCUCUAUCAGUUCCGUAAUGGGAUCCCUUUGACCACUUCUGCUGCUGCUAAUUUCACUCGUGGUGAGCUCGCCACUGCUUUGCGCAAGGUAUAUAUAUAUUCAUUCCCUUUCCCUCUUUCUAGCUAGUUGGGCAUUGCACUCGGUUGACGGGAUAAAAGUUAGGAUUUGGGGUUUAAACUUGAGCCUUUAAGCCCCUCUGUUUGUGUAUUUUAGUUUUCAAAAUUUUGGAGCACUUGGUGUUGAAGAAGUAAGGUUUCUUCUCAAGAAGCAUACCUUGGACAGUUGGACUGGAUGUUUAUAUUACGAAAGAACUUAUACGCAGUGGCUUAUAUUCUCACUUUCAUUUCUCAAUCAAAAGUGGACAAUAUCAAUAGCAUUAUAUGAUUUU
Neltuma alba is the source of this 667-nucleotide messenger RNA. Its product is annotated as proteasome subunit beta type-2-A-like. The transcript has 2 exons. NCBI's taxonomy places the organism in Eukaryota, Viridiplantae, Streptophyta, Magnoliopsida, Fabales, Fabaceae. Gene Ontology annotation, cellular component: proteasome core complex. The record is from RefSeq and is a predicted model, not a curated record. Bases 85 to 405 code for a protein of 106 amino acids.